AUGUACUUUAAUAGAGCUGUGAACAUAAGAGGGGCAGGUUUAGGAGUAGUUCUUAUCACGCUAGAAGGGGAGAUGUUGUCGAUGGCCAAGAGAUUAGACAUUAAAGUGACUAAUAACAUGGUAGAGUACGAAGUAUGUUUGUUUGGAUUAGAAGUGGUCGUGGUAGCAAGAGCUAGGCAUUUGAUGAUCUAUGGGGAUUCUGUGCUGGUAAUCCAACAAGCCCUCGAGGAAUGGGAGUCCCUCGUGACUUUCAAUGAAACCUUUGGUGAUCGUGAAAUCAGGUAUGCCUUGUUAUCAAGGGAAUGGGGUAAUGCAAAUUCAAAUGGGACCAGGGGAAAAGCUAUGGUCUAUGAUAUGAAGAGAUUCAUCGAAAGCAGGGAGUAUCCAGAAGAAGCGGCUGCUAAGGAAAGAUACGCGUUGUUGAUUCAAGCUAGUAACUACAUCAGCCAUGAGGGAGUUCUAUAUAGAAGAAUGGUGUCGGGUGUACAGUUUUGA
Messenger RNA from Ricinus communis (castor bean), 495 nucleotides. RefSeq lists its product as uncharacterized. Lineage: Eukaryota; Viridiplantae; Streptophyta; Magnoliopsida; Malpighiales; Euphorbiaceae. Gene Ontology annotation, molecular function: nucleic acid binding; RNA-DNA hybrid ribonuclease activity. The transcript has 2 exons. The record is from RefSeq and is a predicted model, not a curated record. The coding region runs from base 1 to 495 and encodes 164 amino acids.